AUGGCCACACACGACCUGAUCUUGGCUGUUAAUGCUGUCAUGCACGACUUCCGUUACCGAUCUGACUCCGCCGAAGGUGACUCUAUUCGCAACCUUGCCGGCGGCAGUUCUCCGGACGUGGAGGCCAAACUGGACACAAUCGAGAGAUCUGAGAUGACCGUUUCCAUGGCUACACAAUACCUUUGUGAGCUUGCUCAGCUCUACUCAGAAGGUGAACUUGCUUCUCUUUCAGCACUUUCAUCCUCUCCUACUCCUUCGGCACCGGGCGGCAUGCUAUCCAACUCGGACCGGUUAAUCCCAUCGCCAAAGCGGUUGCUUGAUGCUGUGCAACAGGUGGCCACCACUAGUGGCCAGUUGUUGAAUGCUGUGCGUUCAAGCCAACUGGAUUCUGCGGAUCGUCUUAGGCAGAUCGAGAUCACCGGCAACACAGUCAAAAAUACAACAGAUCAACUAGCCUCUGUCAUCCAACAUGGCGCCACUGUUGAGGUCACCUUUCGAUUGCCAAACUCCUCUGAGGUCCCACUGGAUAGGUUCUCUGAACAGCCUCCAAUACCUGCUGAGUCAGAGACUUCAGUUUACAAUGCUCAAAUAAACGUGCCUACUCACGUUCGGGAUAACAUGCUUCAGACGAUCUACGCGAGAGCGCAGAUUCAAUCUGGCCGGGCUGAACUAGAUGAAUUACAAAUUCGCCUGAACAAAUUCAACGAAGAGCGAGCAAAGCGGAAUCCCGAGCUGUAUACAGAUGCCGAUAACGCACUGUUUUAG
Messenger RNA from Protopolystoma xenopodis, 765 nucleotides. Lineage: Eukaryota; Metazoa; Platyhelminthes; Monogenea; Polystomatidea; Polystomatidae. The record is from the annotation of a GenBank genome assembly.